AUGUCCGUCAAAGCAAUUCACUUCAAAGAGCCAGGUCCGCCCUCCAAGCUCGAGCUAACUUCCAUUCCCAAGCCGAAGCCACAAUCCAAUGAUCUCCUCAUCAAGAUCAAAGCUUGUGCAGUCAACCCAAUUGAUACCAAGGUCAGACAAGGCGCCUUUCCAGCUUCCGACAUCACCGGAUAUGACGGAGCAGGAAUCGUGGAAGACGUCGGCUCUGCCGUCAAGGGGUUCAAACCCGGCGACGAGGUCUAUUACUCCGGCAUCCUAGGUCAACCUGGAACCACCGCUCAAUACAACCUGGUAGAUUACCGCGUCGCCGCUCUCAAGCCGAAGAGGCUAGACUUUGUGGCCGCAGCCACGGCUCCGCUGGUGACGAUUACAGCCUGGGAACUCCUCGAGGAGCAUUUCAACCUCCAACAAAACGAUGCUCUUGGGAAGCAAAAAGACAAGAGCAUCCUAAUCAUCAACGGUGCGGGCGGCGUGGGUUCCAUCGCCACACAGCUCGCAAGAAACGUGUUCAAGCUUGGGAAAGUCAUUGUUACUGCCAGCCGGCCGGAGACGAUCAAGCACGCUCAAAAGCUUGGUGCGACGCAUGUCAUCAACCACCACAAGGACCUGAAAGAACAGCUGAAAUCUGAAGUCGGCAUUGAAGGUGUGGAUUACGUCUUCAUCUGCUAUGAUACAAAUGCAUACAUGCCUAUCGCGGUCGACCUUGCCAAUCCAAAGGCCAAGAUCGGAAGUAUUGUUGAGAUUUCUGAGCCGCUAAAGGGGUUUGAGAAGCCAGAUGCCUUUAUGAAGGCGUUGUCGUUUCAUUGGGAGUUGAUGUUGAGUAAAGGUGUGCAUGGGUAUGAGCUGGAAAGCCAGGGCGAGAUUUUGAAGAGAGCGGCGAAGUUGUUUGACAGUGGGGAGUUGGUCAGUAUCGAGACGGAGAGGUGUACGUUGAGUGUCGAGAAUCUGAGAAAGGCGCACGAGAAACUCGAAAAUGGGAAGAUGGUCGGCAAGGCUGGACUUGAGGUUGGUGAGGACAUUCAAUAG
Ramularia collo-cygni is the source of this 1035-nucleotide messenger RNA. RefSeq names its product related to NADPH:quinone reductase and related Zn-dependent oxidoreductases. Bases 1 to 1035 code for a protein of 344 amino acids. Gene Ontology annotation, molecular function: zinc ion binding; oxidoreductase activity. The record is from RefSeq and is a predicted model, not a curated record. NCBI's taxonomy places the organism in Eukaryota, Fungi, Ascomycota, Dothideomycetes, Mycosphaerellales, Mycosphaerellaceae. The transcript has a single exon.